Podarcis lilfordi (Lilford's wall lizard) is the source of this 10443-nucleotide messenger RNA. The record is from the annotation of a GenBank genome assembly. NCBI's taxonomy places the organism in Eukaryota, Metazoa, Chordata, Lepidosauria, Squamata, Lacertidae.
AAAAUAACUGUAUAGUGUGUUAAAUGUGCCGAGACUUGUUAGGAGAACCUGUUUCUCUCACAGAGUGACAAUUGCUAGAGUGGUUCUCCACGACAGGCACUGCACCAUGAGGAGUGUUGGCUGCUAAUUUAAUAAUGGCAAGAACUGAAGUAACAUAUAAAUGGAAAGCAUCAAAUGGUUCUAAACACUGCAACCCUUGACACAUUGGCUCAGAUAUAAGAACCCGUAUUGGUUAAAUGGGACUUACUCCCAGGUAAGGAAGUAGAGAAUUGCAACCUUGAUUUAAAAAUAGACUAAGAUAAUUGAAACUACUCUGCAUGUGCUGAAAUUUAUUCCCUUAGUUAGAUUUGGGAGGAAAGAAGAAACAGGAUUAGAUUAAAUGAUAUUGAAAGUUAGAAUCUUUUUUUAUCCGAUUGUAAUGUGUUAUUAAAUCAAAAUAUUCCACUUGGAAAUCUCAUGGCUUAGAGUUGAUUUUGAGUAAGGAGAAAAUGUAUAAAUGCUUAUUUUAAAUUUAUAUUCUAAUUAAAAUUGGGGAAAAUAUGUGUUACUGAGGAUGAUAUGCUUUGGGCAUGAAUGGAAUUUGUACAUGCAUGCCUAUGCACAGCAUAGUACUUUAAUUCUUGGUGGCAGUUGAUUAGAAACUGGCCUGAACCAAUAAUUAAUUUGCUUCCCAAAUAGCUGUUAUCUCUCAUGCCUCACUAAGGGCUCGUGGAUUUGUUUCCAAUGUCAUUUCUCUGCAAUUAAAUGGUCCAUUUUCAACACUGUAAUUACAUAAGCAAAUCUUACUGAUACAUAUGUUUGCCUUCCUUAUCCAAUACCCAAUAUCUUUGGUAAAUUUUGAGUGGAAGGGUAUAACAUUGAUUUAGGAUCUGGGAUGCAAAAAUAACCUUCCUCUUUCAAUGCAUGCCUGCUUAAUCCCAAACUUCAGAAGAUUGGGAUGAAAGAUAAUAUUCCAAGGUGAAGAGGACGGUCGGUAUAAUAAUUUACUUUAGUUGUGUCUACCAAUGAUUACAUAUUAACUUUCUAUUUAAUUUUGGGGAGUGGGGGCAUCUGAAGUCACAUGUGUUCAGAAGGAGGUGGGAACUGAAUGUUUCUUAUAAAAAGGAAACAGAAGAUGAAACAACCUAGUACACAGGUAUCAAAAUGGGCAAACUACUCCUUCUGACUGGUGAGUAGGACAGGCUCAGCUUACCACUGAGCUGGCAAAAGUUUCCAUCUCUCUGUCAAUCUAUCUCUUUUUGUUGUUCUCUGCCUUCAUCAACACACUAUUCUAGUCUGACCUAGCUUACUUGCAGGCAGUCUUUCUGUCCACGUACAUCUAUAGACUACCUAGCUAUAGUAAUUUGAUGGCCAUUCUAGAAAAUGUUCAUAAAUUGACUAGAAACUGUGAUGGUUUAGGAAAAAAUAGGCCUCUUACUAAAAACAUAAGAAUAAAAACAAAUUAUAACAGAUGUUUUUAGGCUGGAUGACAAGAAAUGCUUCCAACAGUAAGAACAGGCGUAGAUUAGAAUAAAUUUUAGAAUUCCUUGCUCUAGAGUUUUAAGAGACUGAGGGAAAUUUCUCAGGAUGUCUCUUAAGUCUCAAUAAUUUUGUUAACAUGUGGAACUAGGGUAGGUGACCCACAAUAUCUUUUUACAGCAACAAAUGAGUCAGGGUAAAGCUACACAGUAUCUCAGCAACCACAUAUUCCCAAUCCUGCAUUUGAUAACGUCAAUGUGGAGGACACUUGAAGGAGACAGAGGUGGACUGGUGGGGCAGAUUGCUGGGCUACAACUCCCAUCAUCCCUGACCAUUGGCAAUGAUGGCUGAGACUGAUGGGAGCUGCAGUCCAGCAACAUCUGGAAUUGUUCCCCAUCGCUGCCUUAUUUAGGAAACAGGAUUUGGGGAGCCCCAUGUUUUCCUCAUAAAUGUGAAUUUCCACCCAUUAUAUCUAUGCCAUUAUGAAGAGGAUCCCAGAAUCCAAGUAUUUAUUUAUCAUACAUCUAAGACAGGACCACAACAUAUAACAAACUGAAUUGUCUGUCUCAUCAAGCCAGUAACCAUUGCUUGCAAUAUAUCAGGACAAACCCAUGGCUUGCUUCAAAAACUUCAGAGAUCUACAGCAAAACCACCUGAUGAGAACACCAUUGACUUAAACAGGCUUAGGAGUAAUGCUGUCUCUCAAAGGAACCAUGGGUGAGAAAGCCUAGGGAUCUAUAACAAAGUAUUCUCAAUUGAUCAGCACCCUUAACAAACUACGCUUUCCAUGAUUCUGUUGGGGGAAGCCAUGACACUGAUGCAGACAAUGCAAGUUUGUAGUGUAGAUCUGUUCACUGACUUGUAGUUGGGGUGAACUAAGAAAUAUACAUGACUAGCUUCUGUGUUUGACUAACAAUGGAACUUUUCUUUCAUAGGUCUGGCUCUCCUGCUGCAUGUGCAGCUGGGUAAGUUGUAGCAAAUCUCAUUUCAUUUCAUUUUAUUCCAUAAAAAGCAAUAGCUAAAAGAAGCUUCUCCUCUAGUAAGCAAUUUGAAUGCACUGGUUGACUUUAACCUUUCAAACUGCAGGUGCAUCUACCAAUAUUGUCUGCUACUUCACCAACUGGUGCCAGUAUAGACCUGGUAUUGCACGUUAUAUGCCCGAAGAUCUUGACCCAUGCCUAUGUACUCAUGUCAUCUAUGCUUUCGCGGGCAUGGCAAACAACCAGAUCCAGACCAUCGAGUACAAUGAUGUGGCUCUCUACGGUGGCAUCAAUGGACUCAAAACCUAGUAAGAUUCAGCUGUUUGACAUACAACAUUCAACACAAGGGGCAGAAUCAAGAGAAUUAAUUUCCAGUGAAAUAAAUGGGGAUUGAGUAUUAAGUUUAAAUCCCAUGAACUUCCAUGCAACUUUAGCUCCAUGUUUUUCUAUGGCUUUCGCCUAAUUUUUGCAUUUCCUAUUCCAUUUCAAUAAUAUACCUGUCUUUCAUAUUAGCAAAAAUCAGACAUAUAUGAUACAGAAGGUAAAAGAAAGUAAUAUAUGGGUGUGUCUGCUCCUUUUUCCAGGCAACUUUCUGCCCACUUUCAUAACAGAAGCACACUUUUACAUUUUGCUUUCUGGUUUCUUGAAGCCCUGGACAGGCUCCCUCCUAAAUUUGCUCCAAAACUCUCGCAACUCCCCAGAUUCUGAGGGAGUAUAGAGAGGAAUGAGAAGCAAAUGUCCAAUUAGAUCUCACCAUCUGUUGCAUUUUUAUAUUAACAAUCGCCCUUUCUAUGCAAUUCUUAAAGGGUACAGGAAUUCUCUUUGGAUCUAUCCCUGCUUGUAAAGUUUGUGUGGAUAUUUCAAUUCUUUCUUUUUAAAGACAGCCCGCUUGUAACUGUUUUUCAUAUGGUUCCGAGUCUCUUUAAUGACCUUCCAAAUAAUUUGUUUACAGCAAUCCUGACCUGAAAACCUUGCUGUCUGUUGGAGGCUGGAACUUCGGUACCCAAAAGUGAGUUCCUCUAGGAGAUCCCCUCCCAUAUUUAGCACUAGGAUGAUCAGGUGAAAAACAGGACAGGGCCCCUGUGCCUUUCAUAGCUGACCAGAAGAGAGAACCUCCACAACUGCUGAAAUUUCCUCUUCUACACAACUGGUGCAGGUGCCCUGUCCUCUGUUCCACCUGGACAUAUUGUUUAGCACCGUCUCCAAGCUUGCUCUACAUUAGCUGUUCUAUUUCCCUGGCCCAUAAAUUAGCACAUCUGAGAACUGUUUUCCCUUCUUCCAGCUCCUUAACUAGUGCAGUAUGGUUCUACAUUAAAGAAGCCAAGGACCACUUUUACAUGUACAAAUCUAGUCACAUGUAUGUGGAUGUGUGUGAGAGUUGUGUAUUGUGAGGAUGCUCCCUGUGUCUCUCUUUUUGUUUCCUGCUCCUUGUGUGCAUCUGGAAGUAGAUUCCAUGUUUCUGCUUCCAAGUAGUCAGAAAAAGCAACUUCCAGGGGCAGGGGGCAACUUUCAUCUCACAAGAUACAUACACACAUCUCUGUACUGGAUUAAAUCCAUAGAUACACAUUUUUACCACGAGAAGGGGUCUGGAUAUGCUGGGUACGCUACCAGGAACAACAGGAAAGUAUCUUCAAGUCCAAACAAUGAAGAUUAAUGUAAGCUGUUCCUCAGAAGGGAGGGAACUCCGGUUCACAGCCAGUGCAAUUGGACUUGGACUGGAGACACUUGGGUUGAAAUCCUUGCUCAGCUAUGGAAUUCACUGGGUGGCCUUGGGCAAGUCACUGUCACCCAGACUAACCUAUCUUGCAGGGUUGUUGAGGAGAUAAAAUGGGAUAACAGUUAAUAUCACACUUAACACCUUUGUAUGCAUGUGGGAAAUUAACAUGCCUUAAGAGAUGUGAGGAAUAUUAUCAGAAAAGAAUAAAUAUUUGGAUUUUAAGGUUAAGUGACUGAAGAUAUCUCCUUCCUAUCUAAAUCAGGGAUAGCAUUAUGGAGCAGGAAAUCAAAACCUCUAGUUUGGGGAGGGAAACCUAUGACCCUCCAGCUACUUUUGGACUCCAAAACUCCCAUGAACAACAGUCAGCACGGGCAAUGGUCAGGGGUGACCAGAGGUGGAGACCAGCAACAUCUGGAGGGCUGAAGGUUCCCCAGCCCUCCUGAAGUCUGUGGAAUUCAGAACUUAACAAUCUCAAAAGGCAAUGCUGUUUGCAAUAAUCAAAGUAUCUGGAAAGCACUAGGUUGGUGAAAGCUAGCUCAGACCAUCAGCAGCAGAUCUAAUUAAGCUCUAUGGUUUCAGAUUUGUGGAGCUGAUCAUUCCAACCUUCCUCUUUGCAGGUUUUCUGACAUGGUCUCCUCUGCUCAGAACCGCCAGACUUUCAUUCAGUCUGCCAUCUCCUUCCUGCGCAAGUACGGCUUUGAUGGGUUGGAUAUUGACUGGGAGUACCCUGGCAACAGAGGCAGCCCCGCUGAUACCCAACAACUUUUCACAGUCUUGCUCAAGGUUGGCUUCGACAAUGUGCUCUCUCUGUAUCUAGGUGACUAAUAUAGCAAUGAAGGGAGGUUUGUUCUGGAAUUUUACCCAGUGCUAUUUGUCUAGGCAACGCAAUCACUAAAACAGAUAUAAUAACACCUCCAUGUCUUUAGGGUAGGAUACAUUUUUUCUCAUUCUUUCCUGGGCUGGAUCUAGACACAUCAAAAAAGUGUUUCAGGAAAAUGAGUUGUGAACUUUAUUAUGGGAAAUAUAAUGUAGCUGAGUACCCUGUUCGUGUUCCAAUAAUCUGCAUCUCAGAAAUAUUAACAGCAUUUGUGAUGCUCAUAGUUUGAGGCAAAUGGUGGGUAGAGAGCUUCAGAAGUCGAUAUAGAGGGAAGUGAGACUGUGAUUACAGUUUUUGAUUAAAUAACUGCAUGAGUGGAAUGACUUCUUCUUCUGCCCACUCCCCCCACCCUCUGUGCAUGCCCAACACCAUCCCCAUCUCUACUCAGGAAAGUUAGACGGGGGACCCAGAACAGAUCGGGGGGGGCAUGCAGAAAGCGGAGAAAGUUCCAUCAAGCAAGCGGAAGUCAUUCUGCUUAUGCAAGGAGCUACUUAGUGCUACGUUGAAUACAACCCAAUUUUCUUAGUUACCCUGUGCCUUACAUUCUGGAACAUCACUUCAUUAUGUCCGCAAAGCCAAGCAUUUUAAACAUUUUUUUAAAACCAUGACCCUGAGAUUAAGAGUCUCAUGCUCUACCAACCAGACAAUGAAGACUUUAAGAACUCAGAUAAGGGUGUGUGUGUGUUCUUAAAAGAGUAGCUUAGUGCUGGAGCUACAAAUUUUCUCUUAGGAGCAAAUGUCUGCACUGCUGCUCCCUUUAUCCCUCCUAGUGUGCUUACUCCAGAAGCAGGGGGGAGGUUGAAAAGGAUAAAAAUUAUUUCCCCCUUGACCACCAUUCCACUCAUCCAUACACACACAGGAGCAGGCACAGCAAGUCUGUAGUUUUUCCACCAUCCCAACCUACCUCCUGGGGCACUUGCCCCCUCUUGCCCCCUACCCUCGAUCCAGACCUGGAGUAGCUUGUGACAAUUCACUUCUUCCAAUAACAGGAAAUGUAUGAAGCUUUUGAACAGGAGGCUUCUCAAACCAACAAGCCCAGAUUGUUGAUCUCUGCAGCUGUGUCUGCUGGUGUGGGCACCAUUGAGACUGCUUACCAGAUCCCAGAGAUGUCUAAGUAAGUUGCAUGUGGAUAUCUUGGCUCAUUGUAAGCUAGCAUAGACAAUACGGACGUAGCUGGCCCAAUGGUUUCAUUUGGUAUAAGGCAGUUUCCUAUGUUCCUAAGAGGAGACAGGCGUACACAGUGGAAAGACACUGGCAUUGGGGUAGACUGGUCAUUAUGGCAAUUGCACCAUAGCUUAGGACUUCUGCUGCAGUGAUCACCCACUAUCGUAAAAGCUGAGAGCUUCUUGGGUUGGAGUGGGUGCUUCCUCACUUUGCCAAACACUAAUAAAAAAAAUCCAGAAUAUGAUGGCUGGUUUCCUGGUCACAUAUCAGGCAAGCAGUGUUUAUGUCUAUGGCUCAGCACUUCAGUGAAAUCUGAAAUAACAAGAGCAGCAAAGAUUAAACAGAGAGUACCUGCCUAUCUCCAUCUACUGUAUCUGCCUGUGAUCUUGCCUAUACUUGUCAGUUCAGGAAAGAGGAAAGAAUGUGACUUAUGUGGCAGAGGACAUGCACAAGCUAAAUUAUGUUUCAGCACGGAAUUCUUUACAUCCUUUAGCAUAGUCUGAAGUAGAUACAUAACAGUUUAUUAAUGUGUGCAUUGGAGCAUAUUACUGUGUUCACCAGUGACAAAAACAAACAUUAUCAGUAAUGCUGAAGUGAUUGAUGAAAGUCUCUGUGUGGAUCUUGUGUGUAUUGCAUCUAUACCCUGCAAAUCUCACAAAUCUUGAGAGGCUGCCCCAUGCUCAGUGAUUGGGAACUUGGCAAUAUCUACAUUGUAUUAAUAUUAACAAUUAAACUCUAUUGCAGAAGCAAGACACUUUGCCUUCUUACUUAUCAAUGAUUUGAAUCAUGAGACCAAACGAGAUAGGGACCUGAGAAUCACCAGAGAUGGCUGAGGAUAUCAUAUAAUAAUGCCUCCGGGCUAGAAUCCUAACCAACUGAAAUCUGAUACAUUUUCGGGGUGAGGGGUACAAGACGACAGCAUCAAUGCAUGCCAAAUGGCCAGUUUUAAAUUUGCAUAAAUUUAAAUGAAUUGUAAUGUUGAAUACACUGAAACUGAUAUAUAGAAAUGUGCAACAGCCAUGAUUCUUCCCUUUUCUCUGAUAGAAGUGGCAGUGAUUAGUUAGCAGAGUAAACACAUAUGAGGAAAGGGUCCAAAGUUUUCCUUAGAGGAAAAUAAAUUUCUGGACUGACAUAUUUGCCUAUUUGCUUCCCUCACGUCCCUCCAAGGUACAUGGAUCUGAUCAAUGUAAUGACUUAUGACCUCAGAGGAUCCUGGGAAGGUUUCACUGGUGAGAACAGCCCUCUGUACGCAGGCCCUGAAGACCAAGGCUCCUAUAUUUACUUCAAUGUGGUAAGUGACUGAACAGAAAUGAAGGGUUUCCUUUAUCAUCAAUCAUAUCCUACAUAUUCAGCUGCUGAAUAUGUAGUUCAGAAUUGUCCCAUGAUUUGCCUUCUGAUUGCCUCCUCAAUGUUCUUUCCACCAGGACUAUGCUAUGAACUACUGGAAGAAGAAUGGUGCACCAGCUGAGAAGCUGAUGGUGGGAUUUGGAGCCUAUGCUCGCACCUUCACCCUGAGCAACCCUUCUAACCAUGGCCUGGAUGCACCAACCUCUGGGCCAGGAAGAGGUGGGGCCUACACCCAAGCAGCUGGGACGCUGGCCUAUUUUGAGGUAAAACUCUGGCACAGUUCUUGCAGCGAUCCUGAACAUUUGUUAGUUAUCAUGAUGUCCUGCAUUUUCUUUUCUUUUUUUAAUUAUAGCUUUUUAUGUACUACUGAUGCAGUUUUGCAUCUGGACAUUGCACUUGUGAGCCAAUAUAGUUAUCCAGUUUAUUUCUGUAUAGUUUCAUGUUCCUGUUUUUGAAUGGGUGUUUAUUUGUUGCUUUCUGUGCCAAGGAGCAUAAUGGCCAAUUCUCGCAUUCAGAAAGUGUGCUGUUUUUAAGCCAGCAUCUGCUAUCCUGGUGCCCUCCAGAUGUUUUUGACUAAAACGCCCAUCAGCCUGCUUUAAACUAUGGCAAUGUGCAAGCCACUCUUUGCACUGUUGGAGCUGACGUGGUUGGAAGGAAUGAAAUUUUGUGCAUCUGCCUUCUUUCCCUAAUAAAAUUCUAAGGCCAACUAUGAUUUCCACAUUUCUCUUCCCCUCACAGCUAACAUACACUCAUAUGAUUUCGGGAAAUGGGUGUAAAUAACCCAAUAUAGUUUAGCUAGCCUUGGGUAACUAGAUCAAACAUUUUCAUUGGCUUAAUCCAAGAUAUUGUCUCCGCAGGUCUGUACCUUCUUGAAGGAGGGUGCCACUGUUGUGUGGAAUGCUCCCCAGGAAGUCCCUUAUGCCUAUAAAGGAAAUCAGUGGAUUGGCUAUGAUAACCCUAAGAGUUUUGGUAUCAAGGUAAGCCUGUUUAUUGUCUCCAUAUUCUGCCCUUAUUCAGCACUCUUCUAAAAUGGCCAGAGGCUCCUCAUGGAAGGCAUCUUGCCUUUCUUCUCCCACCUUCCCCAUUCCUGUGGAGCGUGAUGCCAUCAAGCUUUCUUUGAAGAAACUGCAGGUUUAGACUGUGUUGAGUCUGAAAGGUCAGAGGAGAAGGAUUUCUAGGGAGCUCAGGAGGAACAAGCUCCCCCCACCCUCCCUUUUAGAAGCCUAAUGGGGGAGUGGUAUCCAUUAUGUUCCACCUGUAUAUUUAUGCUCUGCCUGUAUAUUUGUAUAGAAUAUGAAAAUAUUACACAUCUUAAGUCUCCCAUGACCAUAUAGAAAGAAAACUGCACCCAAGUACACACACCCAGGAAAACUGGGGAUAGUGGAACAAUUAUGUAUUAUUUCCCCCCUAAAUAAAAACUUGAUUAACUGAGUUUCAUGCCUCUAACAGUGCAAAUCCAAGUCUGCGUGUGUGUAUAUAUAUAUAUAUAUAUAUAUAUAUAUAUAUAUAUAAACUCAAUAUAGUUCAGCUGGAUUUUUUUCUCCAAAUAUGGUUAGGAUUUCAGACUAUCUGUUUAGGAUUUAUGUAAUUCCUUAACCUAUUUCCUGUAACUGCAGCUUAAAAAGUUACAGACCACAACUCUGGAGUGUAGAGUCAAGCCGUUUAUGCUCUCUCUCUAUCUUAGCAACUCAAGGGAAAGAUAGCUCUGGUUCUCAUUUAUUAGAUAAUGCUUAACCGUCUAACUCACAGGCUAAGUGGCUGUUGGAGAACAACUUCGGAGGAGCCAUGGUCUGGGCUAUUGACUUGGAUGACUUCACUGGCACAUUCUGCGGGGAAGGCAAAUACCCCCUGAUGAAUGCCUUGAAAUCUGGAUUGGGAGUCACCACACCAAGUGAGUAGCAUACUCCUGUUGGCAGGAUAGAACAAAGUGCCUGGCAUGCCCAGAAACCUUCAUUUUGUCUGUAUGUGAAAUAGUGCUACUGACUCCUAUUGUGUGUUCAUCUCUGUCCUCUUUGGCUCAUUUCUUUUGAGGCAGUAUGGCUGGUCCAGUACUGAAAAAGCCACUGGGUGUGAUGAUAAUUAUCUGGAUUUCAGUAGAUGGGAGGCGGAAUUUAACCCUUUCCUUUUCUGCUAUGGUCCUUAGGAAAAUCCCGCCUCUGAAGUCCUUACUUACUUUGGACGCCUUCCUCUCAAUGCAAAUAUUAGCUGAAUUUUCAGAAUGGAGGGAAAGGUUACAUUUCCCCCGCUACAUGGGCUGCAGCCCCAGUCAUUAUCCUGCAUACAUUCUCUGCCGGUUAUAUUUUUGCAAAGAUACGGUUAACGUCAUGUCUAGUCUGGCCAGGGCUUCUUUUGCCACGCUCUGUUAAAUUUAAAAUUCUCCUUGAAUGAGGUUUGUGUUUAUGAGACUUUUGUUCCUCACUCCUAGUGCAGGCAAUAUUGAAAGAUAUUCCCAAAAGUCUGCCUCAGUUUAAGGCAGCCUUCUGUGUUCCUAAAGUUCUAAUGCCAUUCUCAUCUUCCUUUCAGACUGUAAGGUGCCUGCAACAACCCUUGGCACUAAUGCUAAUCAGCCUGCCCAGGCUACAACAGCAGCCCCAUCUGGUGGUGGAAGCUCUGGUGGAAGUGGAAGUGGAAGCUCUGGUGGCAGCGGGGGCAACUUCUGCAAUGGAAAAGCCAGUGGCCUCUACCCAGAUCCCACUGACAAGAAUAGCUUCUACCAUUGCGUGAAUGGGAAGACCUACCAACAAUAUUGCCAGAGUGGCCUUGUAUUUGAUGCCAGCUGCUCCUGCUGCAACUGGGCAUGAAGAGAACAGCCUCAGAGUAGUACAUAUACCUUCCACUGCAGUCAACAGCAAGGAAAGAAUUCAGCAUGAUAAAUAAAGAUGCAUUGCAUUCAGAUCAUA